This is a messenger RNA of Eleginops maclovinus (Patagonian blennie), 3169 nucleotides long. RefSeq names its product cysteine-rich secretory protein LCCL domain-containing 1-like. NCBI's taxonomy places the organism in Eukaryota, Metazoa, Chordata, Actinopteri, Perciformes, Eleginopidae. The transcript is spliced from 15 exons. The record is from RefSeq and is a predicted model, not a curated record. The coding region runs from base 247 to 1782 and encodes 511 amino acids. Gene Ontology annotation, cellular component: extracellular region.
UGCAGCCAGUAGCGCACUGAGCCAGCUGAGGAAUUCAACAGGUACCUAUAAACAUUUCGGAGCUCUCUCUCCCCGCAUGGAUGUACAGAUUGCGUGCCCUUAUGUUGCUUGUUGAAUGGAAUUAAAGGCUCUCUUGUUUCGAAAACUGCAAUUCUGCCAUAAUCUCAAGGAGUUUUUGCAUCUGGAGUAUUGCAAUUGAGAUACUCCGAUCGAUUUGACGGAAUUUAAAGUGGGAUUAACUCUGUCAUGAAGAAGUCCAUUCCUUUCCUGGCCUGGGUUAGAGCAGCAAGCUUGUUCCUGUGCUUGACUCAAACCGUCCUGGCUGUCGUGCUCACCAACUCUACAAAUCUUGAGUACAUCCUCGACAAGUACAGGGACAAAGAUGAGGAAUGGUGGAAGGUCAGGUCCAGAGGGAAGAGGGCAAUCAGCGAAGGAGACAUGCACCUUAUCCUGGACCUUCACAACAAGCUGCGGGGUCAGGUCCACCCUCCAGCAUCCAACAUGGAGUAUAUGGUAUGGGACUAUGAGUUAGAGAGGAGCGCAGAGCACUGGGCACAUACCUGUCGAUGGGAACACGGGCCGAGCCACAUGUUGACACAAAUAGGCCAAAACCUUGGAGCGCAUUGGGGCAGGGACCGUCCACCUACCUAUCAUGUGCAGGCAUGGUACGAUGAGGUGAGGUACUACAGCUAUCCCUACUCCCAGGAAUGUAACCCACACUGCCCAUUCAGAUGUUCAGGACCUGUUUGUACCCACUACACUCAGUUGGUGUGGGCAACUAGCAAUCGUAUUGGUUGUGCCAUAAAUGUGUGUUACAAUAUGAACGUGUGGGGAAUGAUCUGGACUAAAGCAGUCUAUCUGGUUUGCAACUACUCUCCACCAGGCAACUGGUGGGGUCAUGCUCCGUACAAAUAUGGAUCACCCUGUUCUGCAUGUCCAGCUAGCUAUGCUGGAGGCUGCAGGGACAAUCUCUGCUACAAAGAUGGGGGCGUUGAAAGGCGUACAGCACCCGAGCUUGAGGAGACCAAUUACAUUGAACCUGAAACAGAAGCAGUAAGGGACAGGGAGCCGCAGCCCAGGGCCCAGACGCCAGACCCCUCACCCAACGACAACCUGGAGAAAAACCAGGUUGUCAACACAGAGCAGAUGUGUCAACAGGUCGACUGUGAGACGAAACUGAGAGAUCGGUGCAAGGGAACAACCUGUAACAGAUAUGAGUGUCCACCUGGCUGCCUUGACAGCCCUGGAAGAGUUGUUGGGAGUGGACAUUAUGACAUGCAAUCGAGUGUGUGUGGAGCUGGUUUGCAUGCUGGUGUUAUUGACAAUGAUGGAGGAUGGCUGGAUGUGACCAGACUUGGUAGAAAACAACAAUUCAACAAGUCGUACAAGAAUGGUAUUCAAUCCAUAGGGAAAAACAGAAGCGCAAACUCCUUCAAAAUAGAGACGGUUCCUGUCAAGGCAGUAAGAUGUGACACCACUGUUGAACUUUUCUGCCCUUACAAAAAACCUGUGCGACACUGUGCCAGGUUGUAUUGUCCCAGGAACUGUGUGCGUGAGAGUGGAGCACGAGUCAUCGGGACAAAAUACUACUCAGAUAAAUCCAGUAUCUGCCGGGCAGCCAUUCAUGCUGGAGUUAUCCAGAAUGAGGCAGGAGGGUACCUCGAUGUGAUGCCUAUGGAGAAAAGGAAGCAGUACACUGGCAGUUACCAGAACAGCAUCUCCUCAGAGAGCUUAGUUAACCCAUCCGCUGGAAAAGCCUUCAGAGUGUUUGCAGUCAUCUGAAGAACUGCUCUUAAAGGACCAGAGUACCAUCAGACAAGGCCACUUCACAUCCAGCAAGCCCACUCAUUAUCAUCUUACAACCUGUGAUUACAUCAAGCCACAAGUAAAUUCAGCUUUUCACCUUCGGACCCAAAAUAUGUAAGAUAGCUUUACUCAAGGCUUUACAUUAAUUACAUUGGGGCUGCCAUAUAUCUUGCUGACAUGAUUUCAUGAUCUAAUGUGUUUUUAUCACAUUGUAUCAAGUUGGUGUAGCACCAGAUAUAGCACCCUACCAAAUCCAACAAUUUCACAUGUGAAGGUCAAAAUAUAACAUAUUGAAAAUGAAAAUGACAUAAAAGGACCUCAGGCAUAGGUAGACAAAACUGGGGGGAUUCACUCCCUGCCAUCCACCAUCAAUUUUGCCUUCUAAAACACCAACUGUCAUAACUCCUAUUAACUCUGGUUUGGGCUUACAUAUCAUAUAGCAACUAUUCAAGCAGUACAAUACUAAUUGUAUAUAUUUGUACAUAAUAUUGUAAAUAAUACUGAACACCUUUUGAUUAAAUAUUUGCUACGGUUGCCUUUUGUUUAUCAAUAUUUAUAACAUUUUGCCAGCCAGACAAAAAGCAAUACCAGCAUCAAGCAGUAGAUGCUGAAACUGAUUCUGAUUCUGUAUGCUUAACAUAUAUCCGUCACUCAAGCUUUUUUUUAUAUAUAAAGGACAAGCAAUAAUUCUAGUAUAUUCAUUUUUUUUGUAAAUAUUGUGUAUGUAACAUAUUGUUUUAUUUUAUGCUGCAUUUCCCAGCCUUUGUUUAUAGAUUUAUAUGAAUGGAUCCUGGCCGGCCAGGAAUGUGUAUGGAAUAAUCACAAUUAAAACACACACAGAUCAAAUUCAGAUGUUUUUUGUGUAAUUUCUUAUUGUUAUAAAAUCAAUAAACUAUACUCUCCUACUAUAAAAAAAAAAACUAAACCAAAGGCUGGAGUGUGCUCCUCCGUUUACAUGUAUUAUAUAAUACUUGUUUUCAUUUUUAGCGGACAUAUGGUUACAGACAUAUGGUUUGAGUGGCCACCUUUUUUUAAUAUCAGUUCCUUCAGCGUCCGGAUAGCCUGAGGAAUCUGGGCAUUAACAUUUCAACAACAUCUCAAAUUCAGCUGCGGAUCAAACUUUUGAGAGAAAUGUCUUUCUAGAAAGCUGUGGGUGUUUCCAGAAACUGUAGGGAACACAGAGGAAGAGAAAGCUGCUUGUUUCAGGUCCAGGAAGGAGAUCUUAUCUACCAGUUGGGUUUGCAUGCUUUAAGUUAAGUCCAAAAAUGCCAAUUCAAGAAAAACCUUUGCCUGAACCAGUUCACAUCCUGUCAAUUCAAUUUGAGAAUACGUUUUUGAUAAUGCUGUACCCAAAUUCCUAAAA